This is a messenger RNA of Octopus sinensis (East Asian common octopus), 4577 nucleotides long. RefSeq lists its product as uncharacterized. The transcript is spliced from 7 exons. The record is from RefSeq and is a predicted model, not a curated record. Bases 181 to 1989 code for a protein of 602 amino acids. NCBI's taxonomy places the organism in Eukaryota, Metazoa, Mollusca, Cephalopoda, Octopoda, Octopodidae.
GGAACGGAGCGAAAUUCAAAUAACAUCCGUUUGUGUCUAAUGGCUUAUUUUACCAGAUUAACUCAACUUGCUGGACAAAUUUACAGGAAAUGAACAAAACAGAAAGAAUUAUUUUCCAGAACAUCAUCUAAAAUAUGUAAUAACUUGUAUUAUACACUUGGUUUCUAUCACUUUAAUGCCAUGGAGGAAGUGAUUGGAAAAUAUGACAGCGGCAUUGAUGCCAGUACUUUAACAUAUGAUAUAAGUUCUAUGACCCUGAACUCCUUUGAUUCAAGUUUUAGUUCGAUUGAUGUACUGAACAGAGCGCGGAUUGAUAGUAUAGAUGAUGAUCCCAGCAUAAAAGAUGAUUUGAAUGAAGCUCAAUUUCUUGAUACCACCGGCUUAUCUCUUGAUGACAGCAACUUUCAUGAGACACACAUUAAUUUUUCAGUCACAUUAACAAACACACCGAUACAUAACAAAGAAAACAUUUACAAUAAUCAGCCUGUAACAUCAGUGAUUGUAGCAGAUGUUCAGAACAUACAGAGGAGUCUAAAUGGAAGAAAACCUCAUACCGGUCACAAGAAUGAAGUUCCUCAAGCUGACAGGGAACGUAAGGCCAAGGCCAAACCUUUAUCUCCAAGUAAAGAUAUCCAGAAUUCAUCGUCUAACGCAAAUCAUGUUUGCAACAGACCAAAGAAAGGUUCUUACAGAAAGCAAAAUGCUUGUAAUGCUAAGGCAUCACCUCCAAAAUCACAGAAAAUGGCAUGUAAAGAUUACUGUCAAUCUCAAUUUAAUUCACCCAAAAAAUCCAAACAGCUUCCACAAAAUAAAACACAGAAUAAAAACUUGAAGAAUAGCUUCCAAAGUUCAACUGCUUCGAGUAAGUCUAAACCAAACCAAAAAUCUGUGAAGUCAAAGAUGAACAAUGAAUGUAUAGUUUACUCAAACAGUGAACAAGAUGACACUUUGGAAGAGUCAGAUACUUCAAUCUAUGUUACACCAUUACAAACCCCUUCUAAACUUCACACAGAAACUUUCAGUCCAUGUUCUAGGUUGUCUGAUGAAGAGAUAUUGAAUAGCCCUAACAUCACUGUCAGGUCUCCAUCUCCCUACAAAACGCUAAGUCCAAAUAUUACAGUUCGAUCAUAUAGGCAUACCUGCUCUCCCUUGGUGGCCGCGAGCAGUUCAAGUGAUGUAGAUGGAUCGGAGUAUCCGCUUCCCCACCCACACCAUUCUAAGACUUAUUUUUCACCUAUAUUAGAUGAUUCAGCAAUAGUUGAGGCUUCCUGUUCUGGAAGAAAAUAUAGAAGCCCACCCAAAUACUUGAAUUUAGAGACUUCAUUAGAGGCUGACUGUCAAGCAGAUGAUACUUGUUAUAAGAAGGAGACAGUCAGACAUUUGUUUGCAGAUGCCAAGGAGGCCAAAGAUUGGGAUUCUAUAGCAGUAUACGACCACUCACCUCUUGCUAAUAUGCUUGAGAACCUCUUUGAACAUUCUGGCUCCUCAUAUUUGCUAUCACCAAAAUAUGAAUCAAGUGAGCAUACUUAUGCUGAAUUUCAGGACUUUCUGAGGAAGCUUGAAGGUACAAAUAAGAUCAGUAGUAAAAAGUCGGUCUGCGAUGAACAUUCUUCUCCAAGAAGUAGUCCACUGUUGUCACCAUUGUGCUGUGAUUCUCGGCCACCUGAUCAGCUGUCAGAAGCUGAGCUAGAUGAAAUUACCUGGAUUCAUACAACAUGCAAUGGGCAACAGGUGGCCCCUCGUGUUCAGAUUGGCCAAUCAUGUGAAGAAUUUACUGUCUUUCCUCCUCCCAGAACACCUCGUCAUCUGAAAUGGAACAUGCAUCUUGAACAAGACUGUGAUUCUGUUGAGAAACAGCAACCGAAUUGCAGCACACCUUUAAAACCAAUUUUACGGAAACGACCUGAGAAUCAUGUUUUCCCUUAUAAUGGAGAUAAUCCUUCUCCGUACAUAAUUACAAAGACCAGGCAAGUCAAUUCAUUGGUGUAAGAAGAGGAAGAAGAAAUAUAGAGAUCAAGUAUUGCUAUGUUCCUGUGAUAUACUGGACCAUGUUAAAUUUCUAUGCUAAAUCAGGUCAAAGUGAAAAGAAGCACUUGGAUUAAUACUGGAGUAACACUAUUUUCCUACAAAAACCGCAGUUGGUUGAGGGAAAAAAAAAUGCUUUUACAUACAUUUAGAAAUUAUUUUCUCAAAUGUUACACAAAAACAAGAAUAACUCUGACAUUUUCCCUUUAAUUUUUAUUUAUUUAUUAUUUUGCAUUCAAAUUACUUUAAGUUUUAAGAUAACUAUUUAAGACAAUGAAGUAAAUACUUGUAGCUUUUAGGUUUUUUUUCUUACUAUUUCUUUCAAUAAUUCCUCGAGUUAUUCUUAUUUUCAAGGCUAGCAAUUUCUCUAAAGUAAAUAACUCUGAGUUUAUUCAAUGUUCCUUCUGUGAUCUGACUUUCCUGGUUUUGUCUCGGUGUCUUUGGUGAUUAUAUAACAUUUCUCUUACCUGGAAAUAUGUAACUGCACAAAAUGUUCUGUUUUGUUAGUAGAAAAUAAACAACUUUUGUUUCUCUGUUUUUGCAAAUACUUUUCUGAAUUAAGAUAAAAAAUACAUUCCAAAUUAUUUAAUUUCAUUAUUUCUCAGAUUAAAGGUGGUGAGCUGGCAGAAUCGUCAGCAUGUCAGACGAAGCUCUUAGUGGCAUUCUUUCGGCUCUUUAAGUUCUGUAUUCAAAUGCUGCCAAGGUUGACUUAGCUUGUCUUCCUUUUGAGAUUGAUAAAAUAAAUAUCAGUUGAGCACUAGGAUUGAUGUAAUCAACCAGCUCUCUCCCUCAAAGUUUCAGGUCAUGUGCCUAUUGGGGAAAGAAAUAUUAUUUCUAAUAUUUUAUAGAUUUAUAUAUUUAUUUUCAAAACAGUCUUUCUUUUUUGUUUGUUUUUGCUAAUCACAGUUUAUGAAAAUUUUAGCUUAAAAAUGAUAUUUUGUAGAUAAAAUUAAAGAUUUAUUUUCAACUUUUAGAAUUUUUAUUUAUCAUAAAUGUUUUUGUUCAUAUUUAGUCUUUUGUCUCUUUUGAAUGUGAAGCAAAGUAAUUUAAUUUAAAAAUCAAAUGAAAAUAUUAGUUAAGAUUCUUAAAAAAAGUUUCAAAAAUAAAAAAAAGUGAAAAUUCAUGUUCCCAUCUCUUAUUUCUCCAGAAGCAAGUUAUGGUAUUGCAUAAGUGACAUUUUGAAAGUAAUUCCAUCUCCCCACACCAAAUUGUUUUGUUGGAAUAACAUCCUUGGCUGAUUCCCAAGUUUGACAUUUUUUAAAAAUCCACUAAAACAGUAUAGUUAUUAAGUUUCUUUAAUAACUUCUCUUUGUAUAGAUGCUAGUGUCUGAAAUUAAUUGGAACCUGUCUUCUUUAAGAAAGAAAAAAAUUAAAGAAAGUGGGUUUGAUUGAUUCGAAAUGUUUGAAGCUGUGUCCUUUUACAGUUUCUGAAGAUGGUUUUAUGAGUGCUAUUUUAGGCUGUAAAACAGUUCAUUCACCAGAAAUUUUAAGUUAGCUUCUUGUGAAUUUGUGAAACCUAUUUAAGUUGCUGUUAUCUUAGAAGUGAAAUGCUGUAACUGAGUUUUUCAGUUGUGAGUAAAUUAAACUUUGAUUAAAUGAUAUCAUGUUGCAGCCACCUCAGCAGUUAAACAGCAUCUAACAUUGUGUUAAUGCUUAAAAUGUCAUUAUACUUAUGUGACUAAUGAUGUAGUUGCUUAUUUAUUUAUUUGGUUUUGCAAACUUAAGUACAAUGUUGGGAGCCUACUUGUUGCAGAUUAGCUUGUUUAUUUCUAGUCAGCUUCCAGUUUCAUACUCUAUUUAUCAGUGUUUGUGUUCUUUAAUCAUUGUUAUUGCAUAGAAGUUUUAUGGUGCUUGGAAAGUGACUGGUUAUUGUAUUCAUUUGUCAGUGGUACUCUUUGAGAUGUCGAUGUCUUCAAUAUGUAUUGUGUAUGGACAAUCAUUGACUCCCAUUUGUUUUCAAGAAGAUUAAGUAGGUUUAGCCUUAUGUAAUUAUCAAUGUAAUUCAGAAAAAAAAAAAGAAAAUUGCCGUAGGAGUUAACUUCUCACUUCUACAAACCUCAAGUCUCCCCUAUAUAUACAGCUUUAUUGAAAUGUUGGUGUCUUCUUUCUUUGUCUUAUCACACACACGCACAUGUAUAUGCAUGCACAUACACACAAAAUAUUGGUUUGGGAAGUCUAACCCUUUUUUUCUUUUUGAAAGAUAGUGUUGUCUUUUUCACUGUAAUAUUAAGUGCAUUUUUUAUGCCUUCUUUAAGAUUAAUAUAAAUCUCAAACCACUGAUGCUUAUUUAUGUUAAUGAAUGGUUGAAUAUCAGUCAAUACAAACAGUAGUUUGCUAGUUUAAUUAAUGAUGGCACUAUCUUUUUUUUUUAACCAUUUGCAAUCCAACAUUUGUACAUACUUUGUUUGAGAAAUGGUAAAAGAAGUAAAAAGGAAAUUUACUUGACUAGUAGGUUGUUUGGAUUUUGAAGUAGAGAAAAUCCAAAGUCUCUAGUUAAAACAUUUUCAAUCUGUGAGAAGAGCUAAAGUCUCAAAAAUUAAUAAAAAUUAUUU